AUGGCGAUGCCAGAGGCCCGUGGCGGAGGGUUGGGGCUGCCGACUGGGUUCAGGUUCAUGCCGACUGACGAGGAGCUGACGGCGAGCUACCUCCGCAAGAAGGGGACGAGACACACGGGGUCAAAUUUUUCUUCAGCCGGUCGGUGCCAAGGUGCGGGCGCAGGGCCCGCAGGAUGCUACCCGGCGCGCCGACAUGUGGAAGGCGACAGGGAAGGAGGAGCUUGUGGUCAUCUCACCGCGGCGCGUGAUGCCCAUGGCCAUCAGCAGACACUAGUCUUCUUCACCGUCAACGUCGGCAGCGGUGCCACCAGGCGCACCCAGUGGAUCAUGCACGAGUACCGCCUCCACCCUGCCCUGCUCGCCGUUGUAGCCAAGGUCGGCAAGGAUGUGGAGGACUCGGUGGUGUGCCGCUUCUUCAAGAAGGCCACACGCCGCGGCGGAAACCCGGAGGACAUGGGCGGACCGUCGUCCCCGCACUUGUCGUGCGUGACCGAGGAAUUAGGAGAUGACGAAGAAGAAAUGGCUAGUUCUAAUAACUAG
Brachypodium distachyon (stiff brome) is the source of this 540-nucleotide messenger RNA. Its product is annotated as NAC domain-containing protein 76. Gene Ontology annotation, molecular function: DNA binding. NCBI's taxonomy places the organism in Eukaryota, Viridiplantae, Streptophyta, Magnoliopsida, Poales, Poaceae. The record is from RefSeq and is a predicted model, not a curated record. Bases 1 to 540 code for a protein of 179 amino acids. Gene Ontology annotation, biological process: regulation of DNA-templated transcription. The transcript has 2 exons.